Messenger RNA from Prorocentrum cordatum, 1806 nucleotides. NCBI's taxonomy places the organism in Eukaryota, Dinophyceae, Prorocentrales, Prorocentraceae. The record is from the annotation of a GenBank genome assembly.
AUGCUCCACACCGGUCUUUUUACGAUUACGCGGAACAUGAUGGCUCAUAUUGGUCACGGUUUGAGACAACGGACACGGGAGUGUCGACACGGACAUUGCUUUCACGUUGGGUCAAGAGGGGCGCGGAGGAGUCGCGGGCCAGACGGCUCCUGUAUGACGAUCGCUGACUCUAUCUAUGGUGCUGUCGCUACCACUCAUGGCCCCGCGCGGGGUGGCGGAGACUUCGAUUAUAAAAGGGUGCACCAAACAUUGUCCCGGGCGCAGCGCUUCCGAGCCGAGGCCGACCACGGGGACCAUGGCGCCCCUCGGGCCGCCCCGGAGCCCUCACCGUGGCGUGCGCGGCCUCUGGCGCAGAGCAUCGCGGCGGGGGAUUCCAGGGGCGCGGGGGGACCAGCGGCCGGUGCCGGUGCGGGCAGGACGGCGGAGCCCGAGGGCGCGGCGGGCGUCGUGGCCCUCGUCGGCGCGGUCGCGGAGUGCUCCCGGCUCCGAGCUCUGGACCUGAGGGCCUCCUCGCUGACGCACAGUGCAGCUUGCGAGCUGGCCUUGCUGGUGGGGGGCGAGCGUUGCCAGCUUGUGUCGCUGAGCCUAGCGGAUUGCUUCCUGGGCGAGGCGGCGGUGCCAGUGCUGGGCGCGGUGCAGACGAACCGUGGGCUCGUCAAGCUCAAUCUGCGGCUCAACGCCCUAUCAGAUCGCGAAGGCAUCCCCCUCUGCAACGCCCUGCGCGAGUCCAUCUCGCUUACGGACGUGGAUCUGGCGUCAAACGACCUCUCCGAUGACUUCGGGAUGAACUUCGCGAGGGUGCUGUGCACCAACGACAUCCUCUGGAGAGUCGACCUCGCGCGAAAUCCGCUGGGGUCGACCGCGGGCGACGCGAUCCUGGAAGUGCUGAAGAGGAGGAAGGUAGGGCUGGUGAGCAUCGGGGACACCACGAACAGCCUCUUCGGCCUCGGCCUGCAGAACCGACGGCAGAUCCAGCGCUUCCUGGACGAGAAUUCGAAUGCGUUCGGGGGACCCCUGAAUACGGGGGAGGAGGAAGAGGUGAACGGCCUGUGCUUGGGAGACUUCGAGUGGAGCAUACUGGAAGACUUGCCGAGGCGCCGCGAGGAGGCCGCCGCCGCGGAGCGCGCGGAGGCGGCGGCCGCCGAGGCUGCCGAGGCCGAGGGGCUCGCCAGGGAGGAGCGCCGCAAGGAGAAGGAGGCGGAGAAGAAGCGGCGGCAGAAGGAGAAGCUGAGGGCCAAGAAGGACGAGCAGCGCGCCGAGCAGGCCAGGCAGCAGGCCGAGAGAGACCUCCAGGCCGCCAAGGCCGCGGCGCCCGUCAGGUGCGCCAUGUGCGGCGAGGGCCUGCUCGGCCAGGCCUUCGAGGCGAUGGGGGAGAGCUUCUGCAGCACGGCGUGCGUGAGGUGCGCGGCCCAGGAGUCCUGCUGCUGCCCAGACGUCCUGGACCUCUGCGGCAGGCUCCUGCGCCGGGUGAAGAGCUGUGGGCGCGAGGACGAGCGGGAGAAGUACGAGAGGACCAUCCGGUUCCUGGCGUCCGUGCCCCUCUUCAAGAUGCGGCUGCCGCCCUCGGAGCUGCCCCUGGUGGCCCAGGCGCUCCGAGAGAAGUGUUGGCGAUCGGGGUCGAGGCUGGUGAAGCAGGGCGACAUGGGCAGCUCGUUCUUCCUCGUCUGCUCGGGCCACGCCUCGGUGCUCCACGUCGACGAGGACGGCCACGAGCACGAGAGUGCCGUGCUCGGCCCGGGGGACUGGCUGGGCGGGCACACGCUCGUGGCCGAGCGCCCCAACAACAUGACGGUGCGGGCCCGAGGC